Pygocentrus nattereri (red-bellied piranha) is the source of this 4135-nucleotide messenger RNA. RefSeq names its product vWFA and Collagen domain-containing protein. NCBI's taxonomy places the organism in Eukaryota, Metazoa, Chordata, Actinopteri, Characiformes, Serrasalmidae. The transcript is spliced from 30 exons. The record is from RefSeq and is a predicted model, not a curated record. Bases 305 to 3193 code for a protein of 962 amino acids.
UUUGAUUUUCUUUGAAGGUGGUUUUGUGGAGGGGCUGAACCCACACUCCUCCCUUCCUCUCUCUCUUUCUCUCUCUCUCUCUGAGCCCUCUCACCCUCUCAUUCACAGCACUGAGGUUAUACGUCACUGUCUGUGUAGCUAUAAACACAAGCUGCAUCUAUCCAUUCAGCUGGACUUGGGCACACAGGCUUGUGUCAAUGAUGAGUAGGGUUGGUCCUUUUUCUUAGUUAUUCAGCUACUUUUUGAAACUAGCCUAGCAAUUCUGGAGGCCAUCUGACAAAAGGAAUUCUCGGAUACAGUUUUAAUGCCCAGAAGACCUAUAAUGAGGAAAUGGAUGUUGGGGUUGCUAAUGGUCUGUCUUUUCCUGACACACACCAGAGGACAGGAUCAGAAGGACAUCCAAGCUGGUUGUAGCACCUCUCCAAAUGACUUGGUGUACAUCCUUGAUGGCUCUUCGAGUCUGGGGCUUGCAGACUUCGACACAGCCAAGCGAUGGCUCAUCAACAUCACCAGCAGCUUUGAUGUGAGUUCCAGACACACGCAGGUGGCCGUGGUCCAGUACAGCGACACUCCACGACUAGAGAUCCCUCUGGGGAAGCACCAGAGCACUCAAGAACUUCUCAGAGACAUUGCUUCCAUCUCCUACCUGGGGGGCAAGACUCAGACCGGCCGUGCCAUUAAGUUCGCCACUGACCACGUCUUCUCCACACCAAACUAUACUAAGAAGGCCACAAGAAACCGCAUUGCUGUGGUUCUAACUGAUGGUCGCUCUCAAGAUGACGUGGUGGAUCCAGCAAUGGAGGCCAAAGCCCAGAACAUUGUGUUGUUUGCUGUUGGUGUGGGCGAUGAGAUCACAAACGCUGAGCUGGUGUCCAUGGCCAACAAACCUUCAUCCACUUAUGUCCUUCACGUGGAGGACUACACCUCCAUUGGGAAUUUAAGGGACAGGAUGGAGCAGAAACUCUGCGAGGAAUCUGUGUGUCCUUUGAGGAUCACUGGUACAGUGAACGGGCAGAAGGGCUUCGACCUGAUGAGUCUGAUGGACAUUGAGGUGGUGGCUAAAAAGGUCCAGGGAUCUCUCAUAUCAGAAGGAGCUUACCUGCUGAACCCUCGCCUGGACCUCACCCGCAGCACCAGUGAGAUCUUUCCAGAAGGCCUCCCUCCUUCAUAUGUGUUUGUGGCCACACUGCGUGUGAAGAACCCAGCUCACCGUAUGAAGUUUGACCUAUGGAGGGUGCUGUCUGAGAAUGGGGUCAGGCAGGUUGCUGUGACCUUUAAUGGAGCUGAGAAAUCUGUGACCUUCACCAGCACCAGCACAGUGAAGAAUGAACAGACUGUCAUAUUCAACGACCGAGGCAUUAAGAGGCUCUUUGAUACAGACUGGCACCAGUUGAAGCUGUUGGUGAAGCCCAAACGCAUCACUUGUUACCUAGAUGAUGUGUAUGUGGAGGAGCAGCUCCUGGACCCAGUGGUUCCUAUUUACAUCAAUGGCAAGACACAGGUGGCCAAAAAAGUCAACAUAGAAACCACUGUCCCCAUCAUCCUGCAGAAGCUGCGGGUUUACUGCGACCCUCUCCAGAGUGAGAGAGAAACAGCUUGUGAGAUAUACUCUGUGGAGGAUGACCGGUGUCCUGCAGAUCGCGUCCUUGCUGUGGAGGGAUGCGAGUGCCCCAGUGGCAAACCUGGCCCACCUGGCCUACCUGGGACUAUGGGGUUCAGGGGAGAAAAGGGGCGAGAGGGACCCCCCGGCCCAGAUGGAAAGCCUGGGAAGUCUGGAGAAAGAGGGGCACCUGGGGAGCCUGGAAGGAAUGGGGAGAAAGGUGAGGCAGGUCAACCAGGACAAAAAGGAGAGAGAGGACUGACUGGGGCCAAAGGGGAUAUGGGAAUGCCAGGACCACCAGGAAGACCUGGCCCCCCAGGACCAACAGGCCCUGGACUCUCUACAUGGGAUGAUUCUGGAGUUGAAGGAAGCAAGGAAAUCUCAGGACAGCCAGGGGAAAUGGGACCCCCAGGAAAACCUGGACCAAUGGGCGAGCCUGGUAUACCUGGAAAAGAUGGACUCCCUGGGCCCGCUGGACCAAAGGGUGAAAAGGGGGAUGCUGGUGUUCCUGGAGCAGAUGGACAGAAUGGCAUUCCAGGCAUCAAAGGAUAUCCAGGAGAAAUAGGGCCUGUUGGACCCAAGGGCGAGAGAGGCCUACCAGGACUAGAAGGCUCGAUUGGACCGACAGGACCUCAGGGACCACCAGGACCAGUUGGACCACCUGGGGCAGAGGGUCCAGUCGGUCCAAAGGGGAACUUUGGGCCUCGAGGGCAGGACGGCCUCCCAGGAGUACCUGGCCCUAAAGGACUGGAUGGUGAGCCUGGGAUCCAGGGGCCUCCAGGAAUUAAGGGCCUACCAGGUUUAACAGGACAAAAGGGUGAAUCUGGGGCUUCUGGGCAGAAAGGAAAUCAGGGAGAAAAAGGAAGUGAUGGAUCACCUGGGGUCCCUGGAACACCUGGUGAACCCGGCCCUAGAGGGAGUAAAGGAGAGCGAGGUACAGCUGGGGAUCCAGGUAUCAGAGGGGCUGAUGGAAAAAUGGGAGACAUGGGACCGAUGGGACCAGCAGGGCCAAGAGGCUUCUCAGGUCAGGACGGGUUGCCAGGACAACCAGGAGUCCCAGGUUACCCAGGGAAACCAGGAAAGCCGCCUUCAGAGGAACACUUGAUGAAGAUUUGUGCUUCAGUGCUGCAGAAUCAACUGCCACAGCUCCUUCAGGUGAUGUCACCUACUAGUUGCCAACACUGUGAGAUGGUCAAGGGACCCCCAGGUAAUCCAGGCCUCCCUGGACCCCAGGGACCAAGUGGACCUCCAGGCUAUCCUGGCAGGCCUGGGUCUCAGGGAUACCCAGGAUCACCAGGAAGUAGGGGACCUCAGGGCAUGAAAGGUGACACUGGGCCAAUGGGCAUGAAGGGUGCCAAAGGACAAGGUGAUAUUGGGUUGCCAGGUCCACCUGGCCCACCAGGUAUGCAGGGUCCUCGGGGAAAUGAUGGAGAGGGAUAUUCAGGACCCUCAGGGCCUGCUGGGAAGCCUGGCUCACCUGGCAUCCCAGGCAAACGGGGCCCUCCAGGAGCCACAGGGGUUUGUGAUCCGUCCUCCUGUUACCCGCCAUACAGUCUCCAGGACAACCACUUCAUCAAAGGGCCUAACUUUUAGCACACUGCCUCUCUGGCCUUUAUUCCGAACCCAUCACAGUGAUGAUGGUUUAAGAGGCCAACAACCACUUCUGGAGCUCCGUUUUGACUCUGUAUUGACUUUCAAGGGCUCCUGGCCUCAACUUUCUUGUGUGUAGCCCCAGUGGAGGGCAAAACAUCUGAAAUGACCAAUGUAAUAUUUUUAUUUUUUCCCAGGGAAUUAUUUGUUAUACCUGAUAUUAACCUAACUGUCUGAGUUCCGUGUAUUAGUUUUUACUUGAGUUACAUGUACUACUUCUUAUUCUUAUCUAGAAUGAUAUUUAUAAUCUAGUGUAGCAGAUAUUUUUGCUUUUUUGGCAGCCUUUAACAUCCUAAUAGUGUGUGCAGUGCAGUACAUCCAUUUUACACCAGAUAUAGUCGAUCAGCAGAGACAUGUUUGGUGUUCAAAUCUGAUUUAGUUUAGCGCUGGAGCAACAAGGCUAGGCUAACGUAGGUAACAUUCACUAGAAAUGAAUAGUCACCCAAAUCGUUUCCGAAAAACCCCAAAACAUCUCUCAACCUGCUCGAACCGCAUCCAGGUCUUCAUUAACAUUGUGCAGACUGAUGUGGUUUGAAAUCCAAUACAGCUAAGAAGUGAAUAAAAGUGGCUUACCACUGCAUUUAGCCACAACUUUUGUUAUUUUCAUAGUUCACAGUAUAUCAUACUGUGUCCUAAACCACAUCAGUGAGUUUGUCCAACCUCAUGAAUUUGUGAGCAAAGUUUUGUGCCUGUAUUUAGACCAUUUUAACUAACUGGUUCAAAGUCAGAGAUGAAAACACAUUUCAGAAUUUUGACUGAAUUGAACUUUGAAUGACCGCAUUCUCUAAUUAUGUUUAUUUGAUUAAAAUGUGGGUGCUUCAGUAGUGACAACUUUAGCUAAUUUUAUGCAUAUUCUAAGAACGCCAGCCAGUACAUGAUUAGCAA